UAGAUAUGCUUGACAACUUGUGACAUAGCAAUAGGCUACAAAACCUUGCAGGACAUGCGACCUAGAUAACUAAAAGAUCUGACCCCAUAGCUCGUGGUCAAUGUCCCGCCAUGAUCCUAGCCUAUCAUUCUCUAGGGAUAAUGAAGAAUAACAUUUUAUGCUUUUACAACUUGUGAAAUAGCCUUACUGAGCAGCGGUGCAUGGAAGAGGCCAAAGAAAAUGUCUUUACACAGAUAAAGACGCAAAUAAAACCUUUAAGGCAGUGACACAUGACCAGAUAGCGCAAAGAUCUGAGCCCAUUGCUUGAGGUGAAAGCGUCCUAAAUAGAUGAACAAGAUGGCUAAUGUCACAUACCAAAAGCUCAAUAGUGGACACAAGGUGCCAGCCAUUGGCCUUGGAACUUGGCUGCCCAAACCAGGUGACGUGGCGACGGCUGUGUCUCACGCCAUCAAGGCUGGCUAUCGUCACAUUGACUGCGCCUAUGCUUAUUUCAAUGAGGAAGAAGUGGGCAAAGGCAUCAAGGAGGCAUUGGAUUCUGGUUGCUGCAAACGAGAGGAUUUAUUUGUUACAACAAAGCUGUGGAACAACUACCACCGACGUGACCUUAUAACAAAAGUUUGCAAAGGGUCACUUGAGAAGUUAGGUCUUGAUUAUGUUGAUCUUUUUCUCGUGCAUUGGCCCACGGCCUAUGUGGAAGAGAAAGAGGACCUUCCUAUAGGAGAAGAUGGUAAAUUCAUUGUUUCUACCGCACCGAAUUCUGGAAUAUUGGACACUUGGCAGGGAAUGGAGGAAUGUGUUAAGUUGAAACUGGCAAAGAGCAUCGGUGUCUCCAACUUCAACAGUAAACAGAUUGAAAAGAUUCUGAAGGCAGCGAAGAUUAAACCGGCCAAUUUACAGAUUGAGGCACAUCCAUACUUCGGUAAUGGAAAGCUUGUCAAAUUUGCUCUUGACCGUGGAAUCACCGUGACAGCGUUCAGUCCAUUUGGAUCGCCUGACAGAGAUUGGGCCAAACCUGAUGAUCCAUUCAUUUUGAAAGACGAAAAAGUGAAAAAGAUGGCAGAGAAAUAUGGAAAAACUCCAGCGCAGGUUGUCCUUCGAUGGAACCUUCAGCGAGGAUUGAUAGUCAUUCCGAAGAGCGUCACACCCUCAAGGAUCGAUCAAAAUAUAGACGUUUUUGAUUUCAAAUUGUCCGCUGAUGAUACGAAAAUGCUGAAUUCCUUACAUGCUGAUAAAAACAGGGUGUUUCAUGGGGACUGGGUCAAACAUCAUCCAGACUUCCCAUUCAAGAUUCCAUUCUAAACUGUGUCGAGAUCUGGAAAAUCUUGUCUUGCCUCUUUCGAAUUUCAAAAAAGUUACGGGUGAUUGUCAAGCAUUAGCUUUAUGAUAUUGUAGCAUAUAGAUAUGUAUUAGGUGCCCGUAACAGCCAAUAGGAACAACCCUUGCCAUCCAUGCCAGGCUCUGUUACAUAACCAGCCAAGAGGUACCAUUAGGGAUAGAUUUGUAUAGUCAGGGAGAUUAGCCUUGGCACUGGUCGAGUUUUGACCAAAGCAACGAAGCGAGUAGUACAAAAAGAUUAAAAUGAUGUACAAGAUGUGAUGUUAUAACGGGAAUUGAGAAACAUAACAAUGUAUUAGGUGGAAGUAUGAAAUAAAUGUUAUGAAAAAUA
Molecule: messenger RNA, 1666 nt
Organism: Lineus longissimus
Lineage: Eukaryota; Metazoa; Nemertea; Pilidiophora; Heteronemertea; Lineidae
Product: aldo-keto reductase family 1 member B1-like
Exons: 9
Coding region: 328-1299 (323 amino acids)
Cellular component (GO): cytosol
Molecular function (GO): aldose reductase (NADPH) activity
Source: RefSeq, a predicted model, not a curated record